Molecule: messenger RNA, 2045 nt
Organism: Phlebotomus papatasi
Lineage: Eukaryota; Metazoa; Arthropoda; Insecta; Diptera; Psychodidae
Gene: AspRS
Product: aspartate--tRNA ligase, cytoplasmic
Exons: 4
Coding region: 288-1892 (534 amino acids)
Biological process (GO): aspartyl-tRNA aminoacylation
Cellular component (GO): cytoplasm; aminoacyl-tRNA synthetase multienzyme complex; cytosol
Molecular function (GO): aspartate-tRNA ligase activity; ATP binding; RNA binding
Source: RefSeq, a predicted model, not a curated record
GGCCUUUCCAACAAAAGUCCUUCCAAGUAAUUUUCUUCUACGUGUGCUAUUUCGCAAUCAAAAAAGUGAGAAAAAGGUGAUGAAUUUUACUUUUCCACGUUAAUACCCCUUAUCAUUGCAUUUAUAAGUCUAUCUGCAUUAUAAAAAUGUAAUUACUUAGUGCAAUAUUAUCAGUGAAAUUGAAAAAUUCUUCCAUUCAUAGAAAAUUGAGGUUAGAUUAGUGAAGUAAAAAAGUGGCAUGUUUUGAUAUUUUUAGCUUCUAUUUUUGGAGAGAAAAUUAGAAAAAAAUGGUAGUGGAUCCAACGGAAAAAGGUGCUGAGACCUCUGCAGAGGCUCAAUCUAAGAAAGCCGCCAAGAAACAGGCAAAAGAUGCGGCGAAGGCAGCUAAAAAAGCUGAACAUAGAGCAGCAGCCGGCAAACAGGAGGAUGUUCAGGAAGAAUCUGAAGAUUACUCAGCGGGGAAAUAUGGUCAGCCCGUUAUGAUUCAGUCAGCUGAAAAGUUUCCAGACCGUUCUUUCGUUCAUGUUUCUCAGCUGACCCAAUGGGUUGGCAAGGAGCCCGUCUGGGUGCGCGGAAGGGUUCAUACAUCCCGGAGCAAAGGGAAACAGUGCUUCCUGAUCCUCAGACAGCACAGUAACACAGUGCAGUGUGUUAUUGCUGUUAAUGAUGUCGUAUCGAAGCAAAUGGUGAAAUUUAGUGGAAACAUUCACAAAGAGAGCAUCGUGGAUUUGAGAGCCAAAGCUAUUUCUGUGCCUACAAAAAUUGAAUCAUGCACUGAACAAUCCCUGGAAUUGUCUGUUCUCGAGAUUUAUGUGGUUUCUGCGGCGAAAGCUCAACUUCCACUGCAAAUUGAGGAUGCUGCUCGUCCUGAGAAUCCAGAUGAUCCAGAAGGACUCCAUAUCCGUGUUAAUCAGGAUACACGUCUGGACAAUCGUGUCUUGGACUUGAGAACACCGGCCAAUCAGGCCAUCUUUCGGCUCGAGGCCGGUGUCUGUCGACUUUUCCGUGACAUUCUUACUGCCAAGGGAUUCACCGAGAUCCACACGCCCAAGAUUAUUUCGGCUGCCAGUGAGGGAGGUGCUAAUGUCUUCACGGUGAGCUACUUCAAGGAUUCAGCUUAUCUGGCUCAGUCUCCUCAGUUGUACAAGCAAAUGGCUAUUGCAGCAGACUUCGAUAAAGUCUUCACAGUAGGCGCUGUUUUUCGUGCUGAAGACUCCAACACUCAUCGUCAUUUGACGGAAUUUGUGGGCUUGGAUCUUGAGAUGGCUUUUAAAUAUCACUACCACGAAGUCAUUGAGACAAUUGGGGCUACAUUCACGGCAAUGUUCCGGGGAUUGCGUGAUGAGUAUGCUCAGGAAAUUGCUGCUGUCAAUCAGCAGUACAAAGUUGAACCUUUCCAAUUUCUCGAUCCACCGUUGAAGCUCAACUUCUCCGAAGGUGUGGCUAUGCUGAGGGAAGCUGGAGUGGAAAUGGGAGAUGAAGAGGAUCUCUCGACACCCAGCGAGAAACUUCUGGGGCGUCUGGUGAAGGCAAAGUACGGUACUGACUUCUAUAUUCUCGACAAAUUUCCAUUGGCAGUGAGACCAUUCUAUACCAUGCCUGAUCCCAAGGAUUCGCGAUACUCCAACUCCUACGACAUGUUCAUGCGUGGAGAGGAGAUUCUGUCCGGUGCUCAACGUAUUCACGAUCCUGAAUACCUUACGGAACGGGCAAAGCAUCACAAUAUUGACAUCAGUAAAAUUGCUGCCUACAUCGAAGCUUUCCGUUUUGGAUGUCCACCUCAUGCUGGCGGUGGUAUUGGCAUGGAGAGAGUGGUGAUGCUGUAUUUGGGCUUGGAUAACAUCCGCAAGACUUCCAUGUUUCCGCGUGAUCCAAAGCGUGUUACACCGUAAAGGGCAUAUUUUUGCAGGUGACGACUUGUGGCACUUGCCAUAUAAAAUAUUCAUGCGUUUAUCGAUUUUUUCCACCCUGUUUUUUUGCGUAUAUAGAUUUGGCAAAAAAAGAAGCGGCAUGAAAUAUGGUAAUAAAGUGAGGUGGACAAUGAA